CCUGAUGUUGCAGAAAUGAUUGAAGAAUAUGAUAAUUAUCUUGGACCUGGUAGUGUAUUGGAAAUAUUGUCAGAUGUGCCAAUGGAUGACAGAAACAGGGCAAGCAGCCUUGCUGGUCAAGGCAAGCUCAAGAAUGUCCGGGUUUCCCAUAAGAUUGGGAACCCCAUGGACUAUGAUGUCUUAAAGGAAACCAUUAGUAAUAUUCAAAAAUCUUUGAAGAAUGAAGAUAUUCCCUUGUCAAUCGUUGUAAUAUCUGAUAGAGAAUGGCUGCUUGGAGAUCCAUCGAGGGCAGACAAACAUUCCGCAUAUUCCCUUCUACUUGCUGAAAAUAUUUGCAACAAACUUGAAGUGAAGUUGGGCAAUCAUUGCAUCAAAAUUCAAGGAUAAAUCAACCAGGCAAUGUAGAACAAGAUGGUACACUUACUUGAAUUCUGAUUUCAAGAAAGGGGGUGGUCUCCAGAGGAAGACUUGCUCUUAUGUGAGAUAAUGCCAAGUGUAUUUCAAAAUUAGAUAAUUAUUUCUCCAUUAUUGUCUGUGGGAAUUUGAUAUCUUAAGAUCCACUGCAGGCUCGAAAAGUAUUUGGUAACAGAUGGACUGAAAUAGCCAAAGUGGUCUCAGGGAGAAUUGAUAAUGCUGUGAAGAAUUGAUUUUCCAGUGUGUAAGAAGAGGGCAAAAUAUGAAGCCUUAGUGAAAGAGAAUAAUAACACUUCAUACAUCAAUCCAAACAACAAAAGGGUUAUCUUUCGAGAAGUUGUAGCAUUAAAUUUCCAAGGAUAUAAAUUAGAAUUUUUAUGGUCUUCAAUUUGGCAUUGUAAUUCAAAUUUGAGCCAAUUUGUGUUCUUUUAUAUUAAUUAUUAGUCAAUUCUUAAUC
This is a messenger RNA of Camellia sinensis, 871 nucleotides long. Lineage: Eukaryota; Viridiplantae; Streptophyta; Magnoliopsida; Ericales; Theaceae. The record is from RefSeq and is a predicted model, not a curated record.